AUGGCACAGAUGCAACCAUGGUUAAUCAUCCUACUGGUUCUGCUGGGCUGCGCCUUACUCGCCGUCACCAUAGCUGGGCUAGGAAGAAUGUAUUACGGCGAUACCAGCGAGACAGUGGAAUCUCGGCCUUCAGAAGUGCAAGCGAGCUACAUGCGCGAAGUAAGAGAGAGGAAUCAGAUGGCAAUCCUGCACAAGAUGCCGCGCAGACCAGCCAACGCCCAGAGGUCCUAUACAAACUAUACGGAUUAUUCUUCCGCGGAUGGAGCUUGUGAGUUUGUCUUCUUGCUGGUGAUGCUUGAGGACCAUGAUUGA
Molecule: messenger RNA, 312 nt
Organism: Aureobasidium vineae
Lineage: Eukaryota; Fungi; Ascomycota; Dothideomycetes; Dothideales; Saccotheciaceae
Source: the annotation of a GenBank genome assembly